Messenger RNA from Wickerhamiella sorbophila, 2559 nucleotides. RefSeq names its product Phosphatidylethanolamine N-methyltransferase. Gene Ontology annotation, molecular function: phosphatidylethanolamine N-methyltransferase activity. The coding region runs from base 1 to 2559 and encodes 852 amino acids. The transcript has a single exon. NCBI's taxonomy places the organism in Eukaryota, Fungi, Ascomycota, Dipodascomycetes, Dipodascales, Trichomonascaceae. The record is from RefSeq and is a predicted model, not a curated record. Gene Ontology annotation, biological process: phosphatidylcholine biosynthetic process.
AUGCACACAGUUGAUGAGUGCCAUGCUACCAACAUCGACUCGAAGAGAAAUGGUGAAACCAGAAAACGUGGAAGAGUGGCAGCUAAUGCGGAAGCCCAUUUAGAACGAGCGGACGAUGGCUCGGUGGUGUGUGGUAGAACUAGUGAUGGCAUCGUAUUUGAAGUGCCUCGAACGUGUGAUAUGCUUCACACCUUACUCGACCCUCGACUACAGAAAACUGUUUUGGACGUAAUCACUGUAUUCAUCCUUAGCAGCUAUGUUGUGCUGUUCUUCAUAUUACCUUCUUCAUGGCGUAUACCUGUCUUUUUUGCCAUGUUCCUAUCAUGGAGAGCGGCCUACAACGCUGGCAUUGGAUAUCUUCUCUACAAACAAUCCAACCACAAAGCUUUAACCGAAUUGACAAAAAAAUACAAGAUUUUUGAACCUUCUGACUGGUGGGUUCACCGCUUUGUGAUGAAAGACCUCAGGGCUCGAUUAUCCGUUGAGACGAACGAAGAAGUGAACAAGUACCCAAAUGAGCUCAAAACAUGGAUUCUUUUCCGGCAUCUGGUCGAUUUGAUUUUGAUGAGUGAUUUUCUGGCCUAUGUAUUGCUAGGGAUAAGCGUCCUGCACUCAACUGACCACUCCUGGAUCGUUGUGUGCGCUCGCUGGGCAGCUGGCUUGCUUUUGCUUGCCUUCAAUUUAUGGGUGAAAAUUGAUGCUCAUCGUGUUGUUAAAGAUUAUGCUUGGUAUUGGGGCGACUUCUUUUUCUUGGAAGAUGUGAAUCUCACCUUCGAUGGUGUAUUCGAGCUGGCCCCCCAUCCAAUGUAUUCUAUCGGGUAUGCUGCUUAUUAUGGUGCAUCUCUCAUCACUUCUUCUAUGACACUUUUCGUUGCAUCAGUCACUGCACACAUGGCACAAUUCGCAUUCCUGAUUUUUGUGGAAAACCCCCACAUCGAGAAAACUUACAAUCCAGCUGGAAGCAACAAAAAGGCUGAUGAUCAGGACGACUUGACUAUGUUCACACCUAAAGCGAUGAUUGGUUUGCUCAAUUUCAAUUUCACUCGCAGUAGUGAUAUUCUGGUUCUUGCGUUAGUCUCUACUACAAUUUUGCUCUACUUCGCUCCCCAGAGUGCAGUUUUGAAUAUCAUACUGUUCGCGACUGCUUUGUGCUGGCGUACUAUUCAUACUGUUGGGCUAGGACUACUUUUGAGACUUCAAAGUGACCGAAAGAAAUGGACGAGGUUGUUUCUCAAGUAUGGCCUUACCGCCAAAGAUGCAUUUAGCCAAUGGCAAGCCAUUUACAAUGCCACAAUUGUCAUGUCUUAUGUUUCUCUUUUGGUUUUAGGUCUUCGAAACUGGGAGUCACCGUUGAAUGUUCCAUUUUGGGUAUUCCGCUAUAUUGUUGGAGUCAUGCUGAUAGCGCUCCAGGGUUGGACCUCUUGGUCUAUAUUUGAUUCGCUCGGUGAAUACGGCUGGUUUUAUGGUGACUUUUUUUAUAUCAAAUAUGGCCAUCAAUUAACCUAUUCUGGAAUCUACCGCUACCUGAACCAUCCUGAACGACUCGCUGGUAUAGCAGGUGUUUGGGGUUUAGCUUCCAUCUGUUGCUCAUCGCUGGUCACCACAAUGGCUUUCAUCUGGACAUUCUAUAAUAUCGGAUUUAUCCAGUUUGUCGAAAAGCCACACAUGAAAAAGCUAUACGGAGCACAAAAUGUUGAACGUGACUCUGGUGUUCGGAAAAACAUAAGGAAGCAGGCGAGUUUACUGGAUGGGUGGGUUGAUUUUGACAAGUAUGAGAUGUUGAUUGAAAACAGUUGGAACAAGUGGAUCGUUGAAUACAUCAAGAAUAUCGAGUCACUUCGUCCAAGGGUCGAAGGCGUUGUCUCUGACACACGUAAAAUCUUGAAACAAUAUCCUGCUGCAAUGACGAAUAUCACCCGAGUAGAUCGCGCUUUAGUCUCGGAUGGGUUUAGUGUCGCGCCGUCCAAAAGUGCCUACAAUUACGGUGAACCUAUUGUUGUUAAAUGGACUGGUGGAAAGGAUCGCACAUCUAAGGACUGGGUCGGUUUGUAUAGAUAUGGCGAAAACAAUUCCAAAAAAAUUACCAAUGUUUCCUCAGCUGGACGCUGGAUAGGUGUGAAUAGGGGCCAAUUCACUCACAACCCUGAAGGUGUUUUAGAUGUUUCGGAAGAAGGAGGCUCUGUCGUGUUUGCUGGCAAACAUCUUUUCUGGGAAUCAGGUGUGUACGAGCUGCGGUACCACUAUAAAGGACGGCACAACGUCUUGGCUUUUUCAACUCCAUUUGAGAUCAAAAUAACUGAGCAGUCGUUAGAUACUACGACUGAGGUUAUUUCUAAUCGACUCAUCGAACUGAAUAAUAUCUGUCUGGGCCAGCAGGGCGCCAGCGUUGCGGAACUUAAAUUAGAUGACGAAGAAGUUCUUGCCCGCUUCACGCAUGGAAUCGAACUAAUCUUUGGAAUUGAAAUUGCCCCUUUCGUGAUCCGUGCGGAUGGAACCGCUGAAAAGCUUGCAUUGCGACUUCAAAGCAUUCAUAAGACUCUUUCCACUUUUGCGGGCUAG